Molecule: messenger RNA, 530 nt
Organism: Carassius gibelio (silver crucian carp)
Lineage: Eukaryota; Metazoa; Chordata; Actinopteri; Cypriniformes; Cyprinidae
Gene: cb4h11orf98
Product: chromosome B4 C11orf98 homolog
Exons: 4
Coding region: 74-436 (120 amino acids)
Source: RefSeq, a predicted model, not a curated record
CUGCGAAUUCUUGGGCUUUUAUUAUGUCGAGUUCUCUGGCGCUGGUUUCCGGUUACUCAAACACAGCAGCAGCAUGGGACCAGGAGCGAAGAUAAACAGACCCAAAACUGAACUCGCCAAGAAUCUGUUCAAGAGACGCAGAGUUCUGAGUCUAGAGAAGAGACGGAAGAAGAGGAUCGUAGGAGCCGUGAUCGACCGAGACAUCAUCACCAAACACCACCUGAAGAAGAGGAGCUCCAGCUCCAGAGCUAACAUCACUCUCUCGGGGAAGAAGAGGAGGAAGCUGAUCAAGCAGCUGGCACACAUGGAGCGAGAGAAGAUCGCGGAGGAAGCGGAGACGCAGAAGAAACUCCCGGCUCCUGCCACAAACAAACCCAAGAGAACCAGAAGAAGAAGAAGAGCAAAGAAACAGACAGAAAUGAUGGAUGUGGAGUAGAGCAGAUCACAGUGCCUGGUGUACAUCUGUUACUACACCUGUGUGUGUGUGUGUGUGUGUGUUGAAAAAAAGAAUAAACUUUGUGUAAGAUUAA